UAACAUGCGACAUAACCUUAAUAUAAUUUAUAUACAACAAUUUGUAAAACGUGAUAACCAGCGCAUUUACUUCACCUUGGCAUUGUUUUGUAACAGAAAGCGUACAGUAAAUAAAAAAAAGAUGGCCAGUGAUACAAAACGAAUUUCAGGGCCGGAAUCAACGCCAUAUCAUUUGAGUAGCCGACAGAAAACACAAUCGUACCAAGAAAAAUUGGCAACAAUAUUAGAAGGCGGUCAACGGCAAGAUAAACGGAAAUUUGAAGAAGCCCGAAAGAUUUUUUUGAAGCUCAAUGUUAUAUCAAAGGCAAAAGGAUCAGCAUACAUCGAAAUGGGAAAUACAAAGGUGAUUGUUUCGGUGUUCGAUCCACGUGAGGUGGCCAAUAAACAGAAUAAUUUCAACUCAAAUGGUGAAUUGUAUUGUGAAUUUAAGUUUUCACCGUUCGCCACAAAGCGACGAGCCAUUAAAAAUGACGUAGCUGAAAAAUCAUUGGCACUUUCACUAAAACGGGCCCUAUUGCCGGCCGUAUGUCGAUAUGCUUUUACAAAUUUUCAAGUAGACAUUUAUGUGAAUAUAAUUGAAGACGAUGGUUCCGUAUUGGCGGCAGCCAUCACAGCAGCCGGUUUGGCUAUAUCCGAUGCUGGUAUUCCAAUGUAUGAUUUGGUGACAGCAACAUCGGUAGCAAUUGUUGACAAUCAAGUGUUGGUUGAUCCAACAAAAGACGAAGAGGAUGUAUGCACCAGCGUUGAUUUGGAUCAAGAGCAUGGUUUGAUUGUGAUGUCUUCAUUAUACACACUCGAACAAGUGUCGGAGUUUUGGUGUUGCGGAUUGAUGAGCAGUAAAACGGUAUCUCGAUUAACGGAAGUGCUUCGUGAGCACAACAAACAGAUCGUACCAAUUAUUCAACAGAUUUUAGUUAAUAAAGUAAAAAACAGUAUCGAUCAAAGUGAAAAUCACAAAAAAUCGACUUAAACAAAUAGUUUCGUUUUGGGAAAGUCUUUU
This is a messenger RNA of Contarinia nasturtii (swede midge), 1000 nucleotides long. RefSeq names its product exosome complex component MTR3 (gene Mtr3). The transcript is spliced from 3 exons. Bases 5 to 970 code for a protein of 321 amino acids. Lineage: Eukaryota; Metazoa; Arthropoda; Insecta; Diptera; Cecidomyiidae. Gene Ontology annotation, cellular component: cytoplasmic exosome (RNase complex); nuclear exosome (RNase complex); nucleolus. Gene Ontology annotation, biological process: rRNA catabolic process; poly(A)-dependent snoRNA 3'-end processing; U4 snRNA 3'-end processing. The record is from RefSeq and is a predicted model, not a curated record.